This is a messenger RNA of Gastrolobium bilobum, 694 nucleotides long. RefSeq lists its product as uncharacterized. The transcript has 3 exons. Bases 249 to 530 code for a protein of 93 amino acids. The record is from RefSeq and is a predicted model, not a curated record. Lineage: Eukaryota; Viridiplantae; Streptophyta; Magnoliopsida; Fabales; Fabaceae.
UGCUGUGUGGAUGGCGACGAUUAUAUUGCCAUAAAUUAAUGCUAAAGAAAUAAAGAUAAACAGAUCAGAGACCAAAAGUUGGCUCACUGAACCUUAGCUGUGUGGUCUUUCGCGAACCCACACAGUCCCUACAUUUUCUAAUAAUUCACUAAAACCUUUCCCCUUCUUUUUCGGUUUUUUCCUCCUUAUAAAUGACCAUUAAGCUUUAACCUAUUCUUCUUACUUGUAAUACCUCAAGAAAUUUGAGCAUGCCGUAUAUGGAGCUUAGGUCUACCUUCACCGCCAGCUUCUUCCUCUUUCUCAUCCUCGCUUUCCCUUUUUACUCAAGAGGGGAAUCGGAAGCAUUGCAUUCAGAGAUAUAUGAGAUUGAUUAUAGAGGUCCUGAGACUCACUCUGCGGUUCCUCCUCCUCAUCAUUCCCGUGGUAAGCUUCAUUCAACACCUCAAAAAAGUUCAGUCACAGCACCCAAUGCUUUGGCCUCAACGAGUAGUGCUCAAUCAGAAAAUAAGGUUAAGAAAGUCCAUGGAUGAUGAAUCUUUACAAAUUAAAGGAACAAUGAUUUCGUACUCUCAUUUUAAAAUACUUUAAUUAAUAGAGAAUGUAAUGAUUGGAAAGUUGGGAUAUUGUACCUCGGUUUGCUCAUAUAUAUUGAUUAUAGAAAAAUUGUGUAUAUUAAUGCUUUGAAAAUUAUAUU